GCCGCGCCCACGCGCGGGGAGCUCCGGGGUCGGCAGCGCGGCGCGAUCCGCAGCGCUGGGCACGCGGCUUUGCACCCGCAGGCCGCUGGUCCGCCGGUCCAUCUCGGCCGUGCGGCUUUUCCUCGUGGUGCGUGACACGAGUGGGUUCGCAGCCCCUCCGCGCCCCGCUCCCGGGAUGAGGGCGCUACCCCCAUCCCUUGGCAGCGUUCCGACCGCGCAGCCCUGCUCUCAGCACGGGGGAGGUCGCAGAACCCCGUGCAGCUGAGCCUCGAGCCCGGAGUGGGGCUUCCCCAACCCGCGUCCCGCUGCCCCCACCGCUGUGGCACACCGCGGUCACAAACUCCCGGCUCUCAGCACCGACACAGCCGCCGCCGAGCCGAGCCCCGCUGGCCCCGGGGAGCGGCCGUGACUCAGGGACUCCUCCGCCCUGAGGUGGAGCUGACAGAACGGAGCGGACUUUUCUGUCCGUGAAUCGCCGCUUUCAGGCUUUCAGACGUCCGAAUUAUCGGCCUCUGCAACUCCGUGUGGGAGCAGCCACCUGCUGCGUCGCAGCCGGGAAGCGUCCCACGGAGAGACUCGCUGCGCCUUACGGAUAGCAGCGGGGCUGGCACCGACGGAGUCCCGGGGACCGAGGCGGAAGGGAAGCGGGAACGGAGCACCCACACGGGGCACACGGGGCACACCGGGCACCGCGGCCUGCCCGACGGGGAUCCGCCCUCGGUGAGAAAGCGGAGAGAAACCGGUCCGUCGGGUGGCGACCGCUUCCCUGCACCGGGCCGUGCCCAGGUUCCGCCGAGGGCAGGGAACGGCCCGCCGGGUUCCGGCGACCGCGGUCCCGGAGCUGGGCAGACACCGCCCCUACCCGCCCCCGGGCGGUGCCCGGUGCCGGCCCGCCCCGUUGGCGAGCGGCGGGCGCGGGGAGCCAGGCGGUGGCAGAACUCCUGGUCACGCCAUGCUGCCCGCCGCCCUUCGGAGAUGGCUGCAUCGGCCCAAGCGCUCCGACCCCCGGCUGCUCUCGCAGUUCUUCUUUGCCGAUGAGCGGGUGACACGGGUGGUGGCCGAGAUCAAUGGGCUGGAUGCUGAGCUGGACCCGCAGCAGUACCUGGUGCUCCUCAACCAGCUUCACCUCAGCCAGGCUCAGCUGCUGGCCGUCAUUGAGCGCAUCAUGGAGGAGUGCAUCCCCACGCAGAGGCACAGCCGUGAUUACCUUGUCAAGUUCCCUGAGGAGCUCUUGGUGGACAACCUGGGCAACCACAUGUUGUUUGCUGCCGAGUGUCUUCUGGCAGGGACCUUCCUUGAAGUGGAGGAGGCGGAUGGGGCACAGCUGAGGCCGCGUGCCAGGAACCUGCUGUGCAGCCUGGAGCUGGUGCGGGCACUGCUGCGGGAGCAGAGCCUGAGCCAUCCAGGCACCUACCCUGAGCCCGUGCGGGCUGCACUCAUCCAGUUUGACCGCCUGUUUGCCGAGUUCGAGCUCAGCUACGUGUCCUCGCUGGUGGCAGUGAAAUCCCCUGAUGAGAUCUACAGGCAGCAGGAGAUCAUUGUGCUCUUCUGUGAGACGGUGGAGAGAGCCCUGCGCUUGGGCUACCUGACCCAGGAGAUGAUUGAUGGCUACGAACCACUGCUGAUGUUCACCAUCCCUCGCCUGGCCAUAAUCAGUGGUCUCCUCAUCUACCCUGAGGGUCCCCUCAGCCUGGAGCGCGGCCCUGAACAGAUGUCACGGGUGUUCAGCCCCUUCUACAACCUGCUGACAAAGAUCAGGGAUCUGCUGUGGGUGCUGUCAGCAGAGGAGCUGUGCCUGCUGGAGAGGAGCCUUUGUGCAGCUGAAGCAGAGGAUCCCUGCAGCUCAGUCACCCCACAAACAUGGGGGGAAGCAGUGCCUAGAAUAACACCCCCUACUCCAUGGGGUCUCCUGGAGAGUCCCCACACCACCCCUGUACACCACAGUUUUAUGGGGAGGUUGGGUGCAGUGGACAACCCAUGCACAGAGAGCCCCCAGCACCCCCCGGGGCCAUGGCUGGAGGCCACACUGGGUUCCCGCUGCUUGGAGCUGCGCUCCCACUACAGCAGCAGUAAGGACAUGCUGCACACCCUGUUCGUCUGCAUCUCUGGGGUGGCUGAUCAGCUCCAGACCAACUUUGCCAGUGAUCUGCGCAGCAUCCUGAAAACCGUCUUCAAGAUCGUGGCCUCACCAGCAGAAACCUCAGAAGAGACAGGCGGCGGUAAGGACGAGGAUGGUGACCUGUGUGCAGGUGAUGCGCCCCACGUGGCUGACUGUCCCCUGUGCCCCAGCCCCAGAGAUGCUACGGGGAUCCAGAGGGCAGCAGGAGCGCACAGACGGCCCGAGUGGGUGCCGGACAGCAGCUGCAGCCACUGCUCUGCCUGCCGCGCUCCCUUCACCCUGCUGCGCCGCCGCCACCACUGCCGCAGUUGUGGGAAGAUCUUCUGCGCCCGCUGCUCGCCGCACACCGCUGCGCUGCCACACUACGGCCAGCCCAGACCUGUGCGUGUCUGCACGCACUGCCACGCCACGCACCUCCCGUCCUGGCGUACCCGCACCCGCUGAGGAGCCCUGGCUGCGGGACGUGGCUAUGGGGCUGCUGGGCAGACCCUGUACCCGUCGGGCCAGGUGGGCGCAGGACCGCUCACCCCUCGCCCGCAGAGCCUGGCGCUGCUCCAUCCCCGGAGCUGGAAACGUGCCUUGUUGCGGUUUUGCUUCGUUGUGUUUUUUGCAGGUGAACUUUGGCUGCUGUCGGGUCCAGGGCAGAGUCUCUCCCCCCCGGGAACCGUCAUGAGAAGGGCGCAAACAGCCCUCACGUGACGACACUGCCCGGGGGCCGACGUGGGCCGGGCCCGUGGGGGGGCUCCAACACCGGGGGGAUCUUAAUAAAGAGAUGGAACUGCCGUACGGGCAAAGGCUGAGCGCUACGCCGGGGUGGGUGGGAGCUCACGCAGCGCGGCAGCAGAGGUGCGCGUGGCCUGCGGGUGCAGCCAGGGGCGCACACCGCGCACGAAGGUGCACGGCUGUGCCUGCCGCCCCGCGCGCCCACGUGCA
Messenger RNA from Phasianus colchicus (ring-necked pheasant), 3052 nucleotides. Its product is annotated as lateral signaling target protein 2 homolog. Gene Ontology annotation, biological process: negative regulation of epidermal growth factor-activated receptor activity. The record is from RefSeq and is a predicted model, not a curated record. NCBI's taxonomy places the organism in Eukaryota, Metazoa, Chordata, Aves, Galliformes, Phasianidae. Gene Ontology annotation, cellular component: early endosome membrane. Gene Ontology annotation, molecular function: metal ion binding.